ACAAAUUUCACACACAUUUAUAUACACACAAAUUUCCCACACAUUUAUUAUAUACACACAAACUUCACACACAUUUAUAUACACACAAACUUCACACAC
This is a messenger RNA of Ylistrum balloti, 99 nucleotides long. RefSeq lists its product as uncharacterized. The annotation marks the transcript as partial. The transcript is spliced from 2 exons. The record is from RefSeq and is a predicted model, not a curated record. Lineage: Eukaryota; Metazoa; Mollusca; Bivalvia; Pectinida; Pectinidae.